AAUUACCAAAGUUAUCAUACAGACAUUUGAGGAUCUUCACAAAAUAGUCUUAAGGGGUUUUCUUCAUCUGAAACCUUGGGCUCCAAUCACAUUGAGCUUUUCUUAGUAUUUUCCUGAAAGGCCUGGCCUUCAUGAUCAAGCAUUUAGCUCCAGCCUUAUCACAAAGGCCUCCCAGGAGAAGCUUUAACAGAGUAUCACUUUUCUGACACAUCUAGCACAGCUUGGAUCUGUGGUUUCCACUGGGCUAUUCAGGCCAAGGUUCCUGACUCAUGAUACGUAAUUAUUUACAAGCAGGGAUUGUGUCUGUUUAAAGGCAGAAUAAGGGGUGGGGGGUGGACAGUGGCACAGAGGAUUAAUUUAAUGAAAAGAGAAGAAAAACUCAGUAGUGGAGACACAGUCAUUGUUUCAUUGUUUUACUCCAUCCUUAUGGGUUUUCCUAUGUUGCUUCAGACAUGAAGUAGCUUUUGUCACAGACAAUUUAUGCUGUGUAGAUUAGGCCUUAUUGCAUUAUGCUUACCUAAAUAAGUUUACCUGAAUAAGCACAUAACCCGAAAUUUUUAUUAAAGUUUAGUACAUAUUGUCUAACUCCAUAGAGAGAUAGCCCAAGAAAACUGUGUUACUUCCCUCACACAUAUAACUAAUUUUCAAUAAAAUUGGGAUAAGAAUAAUUUAUUUUCUUCCCCACUUAGAAGCCAUCUAUAUAGAAGACCACUCAGAUGAGAUGAAAUAAGUUUUCUGCCAAAAGUUACUUUUUGAAUUUACAAUGAAAAGUGGAAGUUUGAUUUCUCUCCUUGACUUCGGCUGCAAAUUGAAGGCUUUCUCGAAUAGUUUUGGCAUGAAAGGUCAUUUAUCAUUAAAAGAUAAAAAGACAUGUGAAAUCCGGGUCCCCACGGAUCAUCUGGCAGUGGAACCUGGGUGAUUCUGUCCAGAGCAAAUUUGGGGGAUUCAACUUUUGAGGGUAAAACAAACACAAAUUCUCCCUCUCAUGGGCGUUGGUGGCGCCUGAGAGAUGCACCAAUCACAGCGCGCCCUGCCCUAUAUAAGGCGCUGAGGGGCCUGCAGCACUUUGCACUUGUUGCCGGUUUUUAUGCUUUACGGUUGUCUGCAGUGUUAUGUCCGAGACGGCUCCCGCAGCUUCGACUGUACCUGUUCCGGGCAUUAUGGAGAAGCCUCCGGUCAAAAAGCGAGGGAAGAAACCCGUUGGUUUGACUGGUGCCAGUCGCAAUGUUCGGAAUGCCUCCGUAUCCAAGUUGAUCACUGAUGCUCUGUCCAUGUCUGAAGAAAGGUCAGGGAUGUCCUUGGCCGCGCUCAAGAAAGCACUGGCAGCUGCCGGCUACGACGUGGAGAGGAAUAAUACCCGCAUCAAGCUGGCUCUGAAGAGCUUGGUGAACAAGGGGAUUUUGGUUCAGACUAGAGGCACGGGUGCCUGCGGAUCCUUCAAACUCGGCAAAAAGGCUGCUCCUGAAACAAAGGGCAAAGCCAAAAAGCCUGGAAAAUCCAAGAAGCUGGUGUUAUCCAGGGAUUCGAGAUCUCAAAAGAACGCCAAGAACAACAAGGGCGUCAAGAAGCCGAAGGCUACACCUAAGAAAACCGCCGGCAGUGGAAGGAAAGGCAAAGGGGCAAAGGGCAUUCAACAGCGCAAGAGUCCGGCGAAGGUGACCGGAGGGAAGCCCAAAGCUGGCAAGCCAAAGCUGGGCCUGCAGAAAGCUACGAAGAAGGCAACGUCGAAGUGAAGAGCUUUAAACAAAACCAGUUUUCAAAGAACCCAAAGGCUCUUUUAAGAGCCACCUAAAUAGUUUUAAAAGGGCUCAGCAUUUGACUAGAAGUCGCUGAGCAAGUUGGGGGUUGCGAUGAAGUGAAGUCAAAGCCAAUGGGCUCAAUGGAGAUCUUGAGAGGGCAAACACUGAGCUUCUUGUGUGUUUUAUUUCAUCCCUCCCUGCACAGUUGGGAGUUUAAUGUAAGGAGAGCUUGCAUGUAAAUAUCCACUCUAUUCUAGGAAUAGCCAUCAAAGGGAGAUGUAUGUGAAAGUAGCCAUCAGUUCGUUAUUUCAAUCUCCCCCCCCCUCA
Messenger RNA from Dipodomys spectabilis (banner-tailed kangaroo rat), 2066 nucleotides. It is a transcript of the gene H1-6, whose product is annotated as H1.6 linker histone, cluster member. Bases 1113 to 1733 code for a protein of 206 amino acids. The transcript has a single exon. The record is from RefSeq and is a predicted model, not a curated record. Gene Ontology annotation, biological process: nucleosome assembly; chromosome condensation; negative regulation of DNA recombination. NCBI's taxonomy places the organism in Eukaryota, Metazoa, Chordata, Mammalia, Rodentia, Heteromyidae. Gene Ontology annotation, cellular component: nucleosome; nucleus. Gene Ontology annotation, molecular function: nucleosomal DNA binding; double-stranded DNA binding; structural constituent of chromatin.